Molecule: messenger RNA, 2424 nt
Organism: Yamadazyma jaroonii
Lineage: Eukaryota; Fungi; Ascomycota; Pichiomycetes; Serinales; Debaryomycetaceae
Source: the annotation of a GenBank genome assembly
AUGGAUAUUCGAACAUCACUGGGGUCUUUUGAGACUGCAGCUUUGAAUUUAUCCUAUUCUUCACAUUCACUUGCUCCUCUGAAGAGCAAUGAAUUACUUUUACAUUCCAAAUCAAAUUUAGAUCUCCUUGAAGGAGAGAAAGAACUAAAACCAAUCUUUCAGCAUAAAAGAGUAGUAUCCAAUCCUUUUGAUGUUAUUUACAAUAGUCCUGAUAAAAAGAGAUUAAGUAAUAAUACUGCUGAUACAAAAAGAUUUUCAGGUAUUUCAUUCAAAACCCCAACUAUCCCAUUCAAUCCCCAUGUACCAUUUACUCCUUCAACACCUCAUAAUUUGUAUAAUAAAGAUAAUAGAGUAGUGAGUGAUUUACCUCCCACAGUUACCAGAAUAGACCAAGAAGGUGUCAGUAGAUCAGGGUCAGUGAUAUCAAGAACUGCAUCAUUGAGGAAUAGAUAUAAAUUGAUUCAAAGGAAUAAAAUGGUCAAUAAGAAAUCCUUAGAUAUUCAUUCACCUAGUUUUGACACCGAAUCAAAUUUUGGGUCAAAUUACGGAUCAACCUAUGGAUCCAAAGCACAACCAGAUCACAAAGAUAAGUACAAAUACCCUAAACUUCGAUUCUUGUUCCCUGUUAAGAGGAAGACUUCAUUGAAAAAGAACCCAGCAUAUAGAUUAUUAAGAGAAGCACGAGAAAGACGACUGAAGUUUAAAACUGAAGAUGAACUUCAAGAGUUCCUCGUGAUGUCUAAUGCCGAAAAGAUCAUGAAAGAAUUAAUACCUCCCACGAUGAAGUUAUACGACUAUUCCAAUAUCAUCACUAGGAAACCUUUAUUAAAGAAAACCUCACGAGUAUUCCAAAUCAAUGACAAUAACAAUUUCCAAAUCAUCAACCCAACUAUAGAAAAGAAGACCAUAUCUGGACCAUUCAUAGACACUUUAACAAAGAAUGGAUAUAAUCCUUUCCCUCAAAAUGAUAGAAAGGAGUUCAAUUUACUUGAUUCAAUUUACAAUAGAUAUAGACAAAAAGCCUUUUCUUCAAAUUUGAAGAUCCCAUUGAAGUUCACUGACUAUUUCCCAGAUGAACUCGAUAGUGAUUUGGUUUCACCUUUUGAUAUUGAUAAUUUCAAUAAGAAGCUUUUGUUUGAAAUCUUGUUAAGACGAACUUUGGCUGCAAAGAUCGAUUACAGGUUGAAACAGAACGGAUACACAGGGAAAAGAACUAAUAGAGAUAAGGAAGAUGACAGCUCGUCCAGCAGUUCUGAUAGUAGUGGGAACCCCGAUAUCAGACAUAGCCAUAUACCUGAAUUGGUUAAUACUGAUUCUGAUAGUGAAAAUGAUAAUGAUUCAAUUAAUACUGAUGAUUUGAUGCAACAAAAUGCUUCAUUAUUCUCAGGGUUAUUACCAUCACCUCAAAUCAGUUAUAAAUCAGAUAUGUUUGGGGAUUUCGAGUUUAAACCGGAAUUUUUCAAAGAAAGUGAAGGGGGUGAUUUAGAUUCAAGAUAUUUCAAGAGUGAGAAUAAAUCCAGAAGAACUGCUUCCACCAAUGAUUUAUUGAAUUUAGUCAAACAUGUUACUCCUAGAACACCUGCUGAGCCCGUGUUUCCUUCAUCUCCAGGUAGGGGGUUCAGGAGAGAUGAUAAACAUCAAAAACGGGAUGAUGAAUUAGCAAUGCUCCAACAGUACACCAGUUUCGAGUUGAAACCUAUCAAUAGAUCCGUGGAGACAUUUUCAUCGUCUUCAGGAUCUGAGAGACUUUCAAGAACUCCACCUUUGGAAUUGAGCAGAAAUCAUUCAUUGAGAUCUAAUUUGAGUAGAAACCAAUCGUUAAAAUCCAACACUUCUACCUUAUUGAAUCAUAAACGUUCAGCCACCGUAGGGUCAUCUUCAAGUAUUAACUUACUUGCAUUGGGGGUUCACACAGAAAACAAGAGAAACAGUAAUGCUACCAGUGGUUCAGGAUCAAUUGAUUUCGAUAAAACUCAUCGUCAAUCUCAUUCCACUAGUGGUACUUCGAUUCUUCAAGAUCUUGAAGAUUUAUCAAGUCAAUUAUCAACAUUUAUAAGAGACCCUAAAGAACCCAAAUUUGUCCAUAAAAAUAUUAUCACUGAAGAUGAUCCAUUAUUCCAACAGCCUAUGGACAUUAACUUAUCUAAUCAGAACGUCUUAGAAACUGUCAAAUUAUCAUCAUCUUCUCUUGAGAAACUCAAUGCAGAGAAAUUAAUAGCCAAGAAGACCAUCAAACCAGUGUACCACCCUGACAUCAAAUCAAUGCAAGGAUCUAUUUCCGAAACAUCUCAUCAAUCAUAUUAUAAACCAGUGAAUAAAAAUCUCGAAGCUAUAAAUGAAUCAGAGUCUUCACCACCAGAAAAUGUCCUUGUUAGAGAUGAUAGUAUAUCAACUACAUCGAUAGCUAAGCCAUACUUUUAUUAA